This is a messenger RNA of Agrilus planipennis (emerald ash borer), 1132 nucleotides long. RefSeq names its product dipeptidyl aminopeptidase-like protein 6. The transcript has 5 exons. NCBI's taxonomy places the organism in Eukaryota, Metazoa, Arthropoda, Insecta, Coleoptera, Buprestidae. Gene Ontology annotation, biological process: proteolysis. The annotation marks the transcript as partial. Gene Ontology annotation, molecular function: serine-type peptidase activity; dipeptidyl-peptidase activity. The record is from RefSeq and is a predicted model, not a curated record.
GUUAUUUGUUUCAGUUUCACACAGAAAAAGAAACGUGCGGAUGGACGGAACCAAUUUUUCAUCCCGUAUUUUCGGCCAACGGUGCCCAGGCCCUAAUGCGACUUCCGGUCAGAGACGGUGAUAACGGCAACUUCAUGCACGCUUGUCAAAUACAUUCCCACAACGUCAUUCCAUUAACACAUGGUGCUUUCGAAUUAACGAAAAUACUCGCAUGGGACGAAGAGAAUCAUUUGUUCUACGCAAUUGCCACGAAUGAGAACAGUCCAGGUGUGAGACAUUUGUUCAAAAUUGGCGACACUAAUUCGUCACAACCGUGGACAUGUAUGACAUGUCACGCUAACGUAAACUUUAAUCUGUCGAUGGACAUGGAAUACGACAACGAGACAACGUUUAAUAGCUCAAUGCUGGUAGAUUACGUGUGCAGUUACAACAAUGUGAUAUUUAGCCAAUCGUACCGAUAUUACGUCCAAGAGUGUUUGGGACCAGAAAUUCCGGUUCUAUUUUUGGUGGAAACGUUCACCAACACGCGAAUAGCAGUUCUAGAUUCAGCAGAAAAAUUAAGGAAGAAAAUUAAUGGAUUGGCUCCUCCACAAAUCAAAAAGUUCCAAGUUGAAGUUGAAGAGGGAUUCAAAGCUCAAGUUAGGAUGCUCCUUCCAGCCAUUUUACGGGACUACGAGGAAGUAGCGUUCCCUAUGAUCUUGAUUCUCGAUUCUAUUCCGGGUUCCCAAUCAAUAUCAGAAAAAUGGGACGUCUCAUNAGAUUCGUACUUCACGGAACGUUACAUGGGAUUACCAUCGGAAAAAUUGUUAGAAUACGAAAAAGUUGACUUGGCAAGAAGAUCAGCGAACUUGCUCGACAGAAAUUUUAUGCUAAUCCACGGUACAGCAGAUACAACUGUGAAAAAUCAACAUUCCAUUUUGUUUACGAAAUCCCUCAUCGAACAUGGAAUUUUGUUCCGACAAUUGAUUUAUCCCGAUGAAGAUCACGAUUUCAGUAAGAAAUCGCUCAUACAUAUGUACAAGCAAAUCGACCAGUUUUUUAACGAUUCUUUCGGUCCAAGUAUUGACGACUGGGAGGACUCAACUGGGUUUUUUAUACAAUAGUUUAUAAAUUUUUUAAUGCGGUUAAAAAA